Molecule: messenger RNA, 1609 nt
Organism: Zalophus californianus (California sea lion)
Lineage: Eukaryota; Metazoa; Chordata; Mammalia; Carnivora; Otariidae
Gene: ACP4
Product: acid phosphatase 4
Exons: 10
Coding region: 265-1548 (427 amino acids)
Biological process (GO): lysosome organization; negative regulation of ERBB4 signaling pathway; regulation of neuronal synaptic plasticity
Cellular component (GO): postsynaptic membrane; lysosome
Molecular function (GO): acid phosphatase activity; protein tyrosine phosphatase activity; receptor tyrosine kinase binding
Source: RefSeq, a predicted model, not a curated record
CAGAGCAGAUGCUUGAGGGAGAGGGGGACCGGGAUGCAGAAUGGUACAUGCAGUAUCUUAACUUGGGCGUGGGACAUUUGAGAUUGCAGAAUCCAGAUCUCCAACACUCUGCUCAGGAGUUGGGUCCCCCCAUCCCACCCCCAGGGUGCUGGGGAGCCAGGGGAGGCUGUGAAUAGGGGAGGCCCCGAGUCGGCUCUGGGCGUCAGUGUCUUGGAGCAGGGAGGAGGCUGGAAGCCGGGAGGUGGCCCCGGGAAAACAGACACAAUGUUGAGAGGAACCGCAGCUGGACUGGGGACUCCAGUGUUCCGCCACGGCGACCGGGCCCCGCUGGCCUCCUACCCCACCGACCCACACAAGGAGGCCGUCACCACCCUGUGGCCAAGGGGCCUGGGCCAGCUGACUGGGGAGGGGGUCCGCCAGCAGCUGGAGCUGGGACGCUUCCUGAGGAGCCGCUACGAGGCCUUUCUGAGCCCGGAGUACCGGCGGGAGGAGGUGUAUGUUCGAAGCACUGACUUUGACCGCACGCUGGAGAGUGCUCAGGCCAACCUCGCAGGGCUAUUCCCUGAGGCUGCCCCGGGGCGCCCAGAGGCUGCCUGGAGGCCCAUCCCUGUGCACACGGUGCCCGUCACCGAGGACAAGCUGCUGAGGUUCCCCACGCGCAGCUGUCCCCGAUACCAUGAGCUGCUGCGAGAGGCCACGGAGGCUGCCGAGUACCAGACCGCGCUGGAGGGCUGGACAGACUUCCUGACUCACCUGGAGAACUACACGGGGCUGUCGCUGGUCGGGGAGCCGCUCCGCAGGGCGUGGAAGGUUCUAGACACACUGAUGUGCCAGCAAGCCCAUGGUCUUCCCCUCCCAUCCUGGGCCUCCCCGAACGUCCUACGGACACUAGCCCAGAUCUCCGCUUUGGAUAUUGGGGCCCACGUGGGUCCACCCCGGGCAGCCGAGAAGGCCCAGCUGACAGGGGGGAUCCUGCUGGAUGCCAUCCUUGCCAACUUCUCUCGGGUCCAGCGCCUGGGGCUGCCCCUCAAGAUGGUUAUGUACUCAGCUCACGACAGCACUCUGCUGGCCCUCCAGGGAGCCCUGGGUCUCUAUGACGGGCACACCCCACCGUAUGCAGCCUGCCUCGGCUUUGAAUUCCGGAGGCGCCUCGGGGACCCGGACGAAGAUGCAGGGAAUGUCACCAUCUCCCUUUUCUACCGCAACGACUCCACCGGCCUGCCCCUGCCCCUCAGCCUUCCCGGGUGCCCACGCGCCUGCCCGCUAGGCCGCUUCCGCCAGCUCACCGCCCCGGCCCGGCCUCCGGCUCACGGGGUCCCCUGCCACGGCUCCCCUGAGCCUGCCACCCCUGCAGGUGACGGCCACUGGCACUGGGGUGGGAGUGUGGGGAGGCCCAGGUCCCGAGACUCACACUCCCGUGUUCUCCCUGCAGCCACUGUGGUGCCCCUGCUGGCCGGGGCUGUGGCAGUGCUGGCAGUGCUCAGCACGGGGCUGGGCCUGCUGGCCUGGAGACCCAGCUGCCUGCGGGCCUGGGGGGGGCCCGUGUGAGCUGGGAGCCCGGCCACCCCCCCCCCCCCCCACAGCGGGCACUGCAUCCCAACACGUCUGC